Molecule: messenger RNA, 2604 nt
Organism: Babesia ovata
Lineage: Eukaryota; Apicomplexa; Aconoidasida; Piroplasmida; Babesiidae
Product: KOW motif domain-containing protein
Exons: 3
Coding region: 1-2604 (867 amino acids)
Biological process (GO): regulation of DNA-templated transcription elongation; regulation of transcription by RNA polymerase II; transcription elongation by RNA polymerase II
Cellular component (GO): DSIF complex
Molecular function (GO): mRNA binding
Source: RefSeq, a predicted model, not a curated record
AUGGCGCGGCGCAAAGUUGAUGACGAGGAUGACGAUUCCGUCUUCGGGGACUCCGAUGAUGGCAGCGACGAUGAGCGCCCAGUCAAGAAAAAAAACAAAGGGCAUCAUUCGGACGCUAAAAAGCGAGCUAUUGUUUCAGCGUUUCUAGAUACCGAGGCCCAGGUGGGCGACGAGGAAGAGGAAGAUAACUACGAUGACGACAUAUUCCUCCCUGACGAGUCUACGGAAGCGGAACGAUUAGAGAAUCGUAGUAGACUUCGCAGACUCCGCGAGGAGGGUGAACGCAAGGACGAUCAGCGCCGCGUUGGUGGUGCCGGCCUGCUUGAAAACGCCAUCGACAAACUCACUAAGCGGUACCAAGACCGAACGUUUGAUGAAGGUGAAGAUGACUUCAUCGAAGAUGAUGGCGAAGACGCUGGGCAUGACUAUGGCGUCAUGGAAGAUGCCAGUGUCCUCAUGCCGGACCUCAACGACCCAAAACUCUGGAUGUUGAAACUAAACAAGGCGCAUUCAUCAAAACUUGUUGCCAUAAGUCUCCUCAACAAGUUCCUAAAACUGCAAAGCCAGGGACGGCAUUUGGGCAUCUAUUCUUGCUUCGCUCCGGAUGGUGUGAAGGGUUUCAUCUACAUUGAGGCUGACACGAAAAAUGCCAUCCUGGAUGCACUCGCAGAUUUUAGAAACAUUAACUUGAGGAAACUCAAAAUGGUACCUAUCAACGAAGUUUCAAGUAUCUACGCCAUGGAGUCGCAACAGCAGAUCGUACCGCUAAUUGGCGAAUAUGUGCGCAUCAAGUCAGGGAGAUACGCGGGGGAUCUAGCACAGGUACAUGAGUCCGAUGAAUUAAAUGGGAUAGUGGUUGUUAAAGUGAUACCAAGGCUCAAAGAGGAAGACGUGGAAAUCGAACAGCAGAUUGGUGAGGAUGGUUUUCCCAUAGUGAAGCCGCCCAAAGAGGCGAACACGAGUCGCCCAAAGACGAAAUUGUAUAUCAAACGAUUGUUUGAUAGGGAAGCUAUUGAGCUUAAGGGCGGUUUGAUCGAGCAAGGUUUCACGCCAGGCACUUUCCGUUAUAACAACAUGACUUUCCUGGAUGCAGGGUUCUUAUUACUUCGAAUUAGCGUGAGAAGGCUUACCGUGGGAUCGGCUGUAGAUGCAACGCUAUCGGAACUUAAGGAGUUCAACCUAGAAGACAAUUACGGCAACGUGGCGCACGUCAUCAAAAACUCUAACCUACAUCUAUUCAGGUUGGGCGAAAAGGUACGUGUGACACGCGGGGAGUUAAUCAACGUGAUUGGUCAUAUUUCGGGCUUGCACAAUGAGGAAAUCGAAAUACAACCGGAGGACAGUAGCAUCCCCAAGUUCCGCAUCCAUCCAUCAUCCGUCAUGAAGCACUUUAGAGAGGGUGAUAACGUGCGUAUCAUUGACGGUAUCAAUCAGGGAGAGUCGGGGCUCAUAUCGUUAGUAGACUUCGAAAAAAAGAAUGCUGUGGUGUUCUCGCCCCAAAAGUCCGAGCAGUUCAAGGUCAAACUCGACUAUCUAGUGUUGGUGAAAGAGUCUAUCAACUUCGAAUCGCUCGGAUCACUUAACGGUUAUUUCCUUGGGGACCUUAUACAGUCAUCCAAGGGAGAAGUUGGUGUUAUAAUAUCUAUAUCGAAGAGUUGCUUCAACGUGCUGCUGGACACCAAUAACGAGGUCAAAUUGGUGUUGUCGGAUAUACUGUGCAAACGUAGCUCAUUUGGCUACAGCUCUAAGGAUGUUAACAACUCCACGCUUUACACGCGUAACAAAAUACUCAUUGUCAGCGGUCCAUACAAGAACAAGCAGGGAAUUGUUAGGCACCUCUGGAAAAACAAAUGUUUCGUGCAGCUCGAGAAAAACGCAUACGUUGUCGUAGAUAGUGGCACUGUGCUGAACAUGAGCAUUAGCGAAACCCAGAAUCCAUACGAUCAGCGUGGAGGUCAAGAGAGGGGAGCCGAGUUGCGAACCAAAAGUAGGAUACGCAUACCGAACAGAUUUAUAGGAAAAACUGUAAAAAUACUCGUGGGACGUUACAAGGGGCUGCUAGGAGACGUAAUCUCGGUUGAACAGUCUGAAUUUACCAUCCUUUUGAAAGUAAAGCCCAAAGUUGUUCGUAUCAAAAAGGUGGAUGUGACCAUCCUAGACAAUAGGGAUCUCAUGGUCAACAAGAUGCGAUAUGCGAGUCUACUCGCCGAUAAGGACGUGCCCAAACCCGUGCAGCACGUAACCUCCGUAGGGGUGCCCGAUACGCGCUGGGUAAAGAAGGGUGUCGUUGUACGCAUUACAGGUAACGGAGAGUACCAGAACAAGCUUGGUGUCAUAGACGAAGUUAUAGAGGAUCAGGCCGAUACCGAUCUACAGAUUGUACACAUUUUCGUGGAAGAAGACUAUAUCGCAAUUGCCACGGAAUCCGUGGAGGUGGUUCGCCCUACCAAAAGACAUCAGGUUGUCAUCUUGCUGAACGGGGGCGACCAAGUCGGCAACGUCACGGCACUCGAUGGAUUCCGUGCAACUGUAACUCUAGAAGAUGGGAAUGUAGUGGAGGACACUGUAGACAACAUGGCUCUAUACGGAGCAAUGAACAUCUGA